Pocillopora damicornis (cauliflower coral) is the source of this 2121-nucleotide messenger RNA. RefSeq lists its product as uncharacterized. Gene Ontology annotation, cellular component: plasma membrane. NCBI's taxonomy places the organism in Eukaryota, Metazoa, Cnidaria, Anthozoa, Scleractinia, Pocilloporidae. Gene Ontology annotation, molecular function: monoatomic cation channel activity. The record is from RefSeq and is a predicted model, not a curated record.
AAAAAACAGUGAGUUCCUAUUCCAGGUUUUUUAGACAGGCACAGGCGAGCAUCUGUGACGCAAGAUACUUCCUUUACUUUUCCCACCAAUUGCCCGUGGCAAUUUCAAAUACUAUCUGCGUGCAAAAACAGCGAGAACCACAAAUAAAACUUUAACUUUCCAUCAUAGGUAGAGAUUUUUAAAAUCGCCUAUCCAAAAUGACCGACUUGGAGUCAGACUCAGUCUCUACCAGCCGAACUGGAUGUUUCGGCCAGAUUAAAGACAAAAUCACAACAGCACUCUCGGCAGCUGGUGAUCGUGCAACCAUCCCUGGAAUUAUUACCAACAACAAGAUCACUCUAAAGAACAUGGUCAUUUCCUUAGCAGUACUGGGGCUCGAAGUUCUGCUUCACUCCGAGGUCUUUGACUGCCCCGUAAAGAAUCAUAAAGUCUAUGCCCUCUCCUGGUUGUGUGCCCCACCAGUUAUCAUUUUCUUUGUCAACCUGCUUAUCAUUGGAGACAUCUGGAAACUUUCCGAUCAUUGUCUGGUACGCGACUAUUCUCAAUUUGGCUACUUCUGUGGCCACACUAUUCCCAGCAUUGUCAAAGCGAUGGCAGGAGCGUCUGUAUGGUUGAUCUUGGCAUUUUAUAGAAAGGAUUAUUACGUGUGCGCCCAGGUAGGACCAGAUAUCCGCAAGAGAAACGAAACUGAUCCAGAUAAGCUCAAAGAAUACGAUACGACCGUGGAGACGGCUGGGGCCGAAUCUCAAAUUUUCGCCUGGGCAGUUUUCGUGGUCAUGGUUUUCUCCGCUUCUGUAGUGGUCAUUAGCAAGAAUUGUUGUCUUAAGGACCAAGACAUCCUAGACGACAUACGCAUAUUUGAGGAACGGGAGGCGAAGUGGGCUAAGAGGACCUUUACUAAGCUCGCUAAGGGUUUGCGUGAUAAAGAAAUAACAAAUGAAAACGAAACUGCCAACCAGGAAAAGGAGGAGGGAAAAGAGGUAAAGAAAAUACUCUAUCGCGGUGGAAUUCCGGAAACAUUGGGCGAAAAAAAGGUGAUUGAAAUGUUUAAAGGUUGGGAGGAAAAAAAUCCAAAUUGGCAUUACCGUGAUGCUUACGACCAAUUCGAAAAGCUCUAUCCUAGAGCUGCUAAUGGCAAGCCUAGAAGUAGAUGGAGCACAACACAUUUAUCCCAGCAAUUUGCGAAAAAUGCGCGCCCAGUGAACACUAAUGAAGACACAAAGCUGCCAUUCGAGCAAACAAGCAGAGGUACCACAACUUUGGAAGACACCAGGCCGCCAGUCGACCAAACAAGUGGAGGUAGCACAAGUUUGGAAAUGCAGAAGAUAACAUCUACACGCAAUGAUGAUAUCACACAGGAACCCGCCGAAACAGCCAGACUUGUCGAAAGCACUUAAUCUAAGCUAAUUCAAAGAGGUUUUAUGUUAUAAAUAAUGAUCUUUUAACAUAGCUUCGUAAACCACCAUACAAACGCAUAUAACUAAUUGCAAAGUAACGAAGUCAGUUCAUGUCUCAGAUAUGAUUACCAUUGGUGAAACGUAGGUCUUUUAUAAACAGCAUAAGUCAGCCGGUUUAGAUUGGUCACAGAAAAUAAACUCCCACGCGUUUGCAAACAAACCCAGACAACAAUGAAACUCAAACUAUCUUGAGAAUAUUUGCUCACGAAAAAGAGAAACAAUGACUUGCAAUUUUUUUAAUUUAUUGAAUUUUUAAAAUUUUUUAAGCUAGAGGACCAAAGCCCAUUGGUUAUUGUUUUCACUAGAAGUACGAUAUUAAACAGUUUUUGUAUUUUUGAGGUUUUCCUAAUGGGAAAGUUAAAAGGCCCUCCUUUAACACACUUAUCUUGUACGGGUUUUAAGACUUAAGGUCAGGCAAGGAACAAUGAUACAGACGACAAAAAAAAAAAGAAAGAAAAGACGAUCGUUUCAAGGGCAGUGUUAAAUGCGUUAGCCCCACGUAGAUUUUAUGUUAAUUCAUAAACAUGCAAAAGUCAUAGAACGACCCAGAACCAUUCUAAUACAAACAUGAACUGGUUCAUUAUAUAUAGGUGUUGACUUUCUGUUCAACAAACGAAGUUGAAGAAUUGGGAACUUUUCUUUCAUUAAAAUCACAGUCAAUUAA